UUUACUCAAAACCAAGGAAACAUAAGUUGUUCAAAAAGAAUGAACUGUACUUCAUCCAGAGAGGACGCGCACUGAGCAAAUAAUGGUUAAUUCCUUAGAAUGGAAGAUAAAACUUGGAGUAAAUAUCAUUACAUUUGUGGUAGGACUUCUCGGAAACUUCAGUGUUCUGUGGAUUCUAAGAAAGCAUAAAAGUAAGCCACCAAGACCACCGUAUGAGUACUUUAUUGCUAAUCUUUGUGUGGCUGACAUGGUAUUUGGUGUCACUCUGGUCAUGGAGGAAUACUUAAAAAUCCCUCGUUCUUCUUUCGUGUGUAAAGCAAUCAUWCCAAUUGUSUCUGUAACAUUUCAAGUUGGCAUGCAUACGGUUGUUGCUAUUGCAGUAUUUCGAUUUAAGGCAAUUCUAAGUCCGUUUAAGUAUCGGCCGUCUGGUGUGAUUAUYUUUGGUACCAUCGCAGGUUUAUGGAUUUUUGCWCAUUGUUCCUUYAUUCCYUUUUAUUUUGUGUUGUAUUUUGACCAUAAAACAGGUUCAUGCGGUGAAAAAUGGCCUGCUCAAGUUUUAAACAAAGUAUAUACUAUAUCUCUUUUUGUUAUUCAGUACUUCAUUCCCCUGGCAAUAAUYACUUAUUGCUACACAAAGAUUGUUAUGUUUCUGAAGAAGCACAUCGUUCCCUAUAGUGGGAAAGGAAAUCAUUUACAACUCGCAAGAAAAAGAAAACAAGACAGACUAGUCAUGAAAAUGUCCGUUAUCAUUGUAKUAUUGUACACUUUGUUAACACUACCGACUCAAAUCGCCUGGAUUAGCUGGAUUGUGUUUGAGAAUGAAUCCAUCAAAAACGUCAUCUUUAUGUUCUCAAACGAACUUGUUCUCGCGCACGCUUGCUGUAAUCCAAUCGUGUACGGAAUGAUUUCAAAGGAUUUUAGAAAACAGCUUAUAGCGAACUGUAAAGCACUCAUAGUAUGCCGCUGCUGUAGAAAAAACAGAGUGAUGGUCAUCGACAGUCAUAAAGAAACCGUAAACGACGUGACAAGUUAGAAAGGUUUUCAGUUGUGAUAAAUAAGCCAAGGACGGAAGGAAAACUUCCCGAUUCUUCUUCGUUCAUCUAGCGGCUCACUUCAGAUCCCCGCUUACUUCCAUGAAAUGAAAACAGGGUUUUACAGAUUCUGGACAGACCGAUAGACCUCGCAAAAGAACUUGACCAAAAAAACCGAACGCGCUAAAAUAAGUUACAAUGAAAAAUGUACCUAACAGAUAAUUUUUUCUGUCAGACAAAUUGAAGCACCGAAAAGUAAAUUUAGUUAGCUCAGCAAGUCUGAAUCAUAGCUAGUUGCCAUUUUCUUUUUCUCUUUACGAGGUGAUAUUCUAGUUCUUUUCUCUAUAUUUUAUUCAGGAAUAGUGAUGUURAUUAUUUUAGAAAGAAAAUUAAUGAUAGUAUGAUGUCAGUCGUGCCUGUAAACACCUGUCGACUAACCAAACAUGAAUGAACAAACAUGUCAAGAUCGUUGUCUUUGAAUUGAAAGUUGAAACAUCCUUUUAUUGAAAACAUUAAAAGCGUUUUGAAGUACUCAACUUAAUCCRCCUCCAUUUAACAUGAUUGA
Messenger RNA from Exaiptasia diaphana, 1596 nucleotides. Its product is annotated as galanin receptor type 1-like. Gene Ontology annotation, molecular function: peptide binding; G protein-coupled receptor activity. The transcript has a single exon. Bases 83 to 1033 code for a protein of 316 amino acids. NCBI's taxonomy places the organism in Eukaryota, Metazoa, Cnidaria, Anthozoa, Actiniaria, Aiptasiidae. Gene Ontology annotation, cellular component: membrane. Gene Ontology annotation, biological process: G protein-coupled receptor signaling pathway. The record is from RefSeq and is a predicted model, not a curated record.